AAGAUCGUAUUGGAGAAAAAACUAAAAUCCUAUGAUGAAAUCACUUGUAAAACCUCCAAUUGAAUUCAAAGGAAAAUAAGAUUGUUUUGGCAAUUCCUUUGUGCAAUAGCGAAAUUGAUGUAUGGAAGGAUUGAUGGCACGUGGUUGGCUGAAGAAGAAGAAGAAAGUCUGCUUAAAAAAACCAGAAUUCUGUGAAAGGAUUCAAAUUACCAUGGCAUAUUGUAACCCAAAGAAACAAGUUUCUCUUUUCCUUGUGUCAGAAAGACAGCCCACACUCUUCACCACUCCUGCUCCUGGCUCUUUAAAUAUACAUACACGAUAACGAUAAAAGAAAGAAACUCGAACCAGAAGUCAAAAAAGAAGCAUUAGUUGGUAUAUCGUACAAUCUCUGCUUCUGAUUUUGCGGUAAUGAGAGAUGAAGAGUGGAUUAUGGUGCGCAGACCCACAGUGGCCGAUCUCUGGAACCCAUGCUUCUCGGAUUCAACUUCAAGGCCACUGAAAGUCAUCUUCAACGAACCCGCCAAGUACUGGACCGACGCCCUCCCCGUUGGGAAUGGUCGUCUUGGUGCCAUGAUUUGGGGUGGCGUCGCUUCCGAACUUAUCCAGCUCAACGAGGACACACUUUGGACUGGGGUUCCUGGAGACUAUACAAACCCCAAUGCUCCAUAUGCUCUCUCAGAGAUUAGAAAGCUUGUUGAUAGUGGUGAAUUUGCUGAAGCUACUGCAGCAGCAGCCAAGUUGGUUGGAAAUCCUGCAGAUGUUUAUCAACUACUUGGUGAUAUCAAGCUGGAAUUUGAUGAUUCUCAUCUGAGUUAUGAUAAAGAAACGUAUCAAAGAGAGCUGGACUUGGAUAAUGCAACUGUGCAAAUAAAAUAUACUGUGGAUGGGGUAGAAUUUUCCAGAGAGCAUUUUGCCUCUAAUCCCGACCAAGUAAUGGUAACGAAGAUUUCUGGGACCAAGCCUGGGUCUGUAUCCUUUACUGUAUAUCUGGACAGCAAGUUAGAUCACCAUUGUAAAACGAACGGUGAAAGCCAGGUUAUACUGGAAGGACAUUGCCCAGAAAAGCGAAUCCCACCACAAGUGUAUGCAGAUGACAAGCCAAAGGGUAUCCAGUUUUCUGCUGUUCUUGAUUUAAAGAUUAGCAAGGGGAAUGGCAUUGUCCAUAUUCUAGAUGACAGCAAGUUAAGGGUUGAAGGUUCUGAUUGGGCUAUUUUGUUUCUGGUGGCAUCAUCUUCGUUUGAUGGGCCAUUCACCAAGCCAUCAGAUUCUAAGAAGGAUCCUACUUCAGAUUCUCUCAAUGUCCUGAAGUCGAUUAGUAAUCUGUCAUAUGUUGAUCUUUAUGCUCAUCAUUUGGAUGACUACCAGAAUCUGUUCCGCCGUGUCUCACUGCAGUUUUCAAAAAGUUCAAGAUCUGUUGUGUGCCUCAAGAAAAAUCAAGACGGUAGAGUUCCAACAACGGCUGAGAGAAUAAAAUCUUUUCAAAUGGAUGAGGAUCCAUAUCUUGUCGAGCUUCUGUUCCAGUUUGGCCGGUAUUUACUUAUUUCUUCUUCACGGCCUGGAACUCAGGUGGCAAACUUGCAAGGAAUAUGGAACAAAGAUCUUGAGCCAAAAUGGGACUCUGCUCCUCAUUUGAACAUCAAUCUUGAAAUGAAUUAUUGGCCUUCCUUGCCAUGCAACCUUAGUGAAUGCCAGGAGCCCUUAUUUGAUUUCCUCAGUUCCCUAUCAGUCAAUGGUCGUAAAACUGCAGAAGUCAACUAUGAAACAAGCGGUUGGGUUGUACAUCAUAAAUCUGACAUAUGGGCAAAAUCAUCAGCAGAUGCUGGUGAUGUUGAUUGGGCAUUAUGGCCCAUGGGUGGAGCUUGGCUUUGUGUUCAUCUGUGGGAGCACUACACAUACACCAUGGACAUUGAUUUUCUUAAAGACAAGGCAUACCCUUUGUUGAAAGGGUGCGGGAUAUUUCUGUUAGAUUGGUUGAUCGAAGGGAAAGGAGGUUAUCUUGAAACUAACCCAUCAACAUCUCCUGAACAUGACUUUAUCGCUCCAGAUGGUAACCGUGCUAGUGUGAGCUAUUCAUCAACAAUGGACAUGGCAAUCAUAAAAGAAGUCUUCUCUGUGAUUGUUUCAGCUGCUGAGGUUUUGGAUAAAAAUGAGGAUGAUUUAGUAAAAAGAGUGCGUAAGGCUCAAUCGAGGCUUUACCCAACCAAAGUUGCUAAAGAUGGUUCCAUCAUGGAAUGGGCACAAGAUUUUCAGGACCCUGAUGUGCAUCACCGACAUCUUUCACACUUGUUUGGGCUUUUUCCUGGACACACAAUGACAAUUGAAAGCAUGCCAGACCUUUGCAAAGCUGCAGAGAAUACACUUCAUAAACGAGGAGAGGAAGGACCAGGAUGGUCCACCAUGUGGAAAGCUGCUUUGUGGGCACGUCUUCAUGACAGUGAGCACUCAUAUCGGAUGGUGAAACAUUUAAUAUACUUUGUGGAUCCAGAACAUGAGAAAGCUUUCAAAGGUGGAAUAUACAGUAACUUAUUUGCAGCACACCCUCCUUUCCAGAUAGAUGCCAACUUUGGUUUUACUGCAGCAGUUGCAGAAAUGCUAGUUCAAAGUACCUUGGAAGACCUAUACUUGCUUCCUGCUCUUCCCCGGGAUAAAUGGGGAAAUGGGUGUGUGGAAGGAUUGGUGGCACGUGGAGGAGUGACAGUCAACAUUUGCUGGAAAGAAGGAAAUCUCCACCGACUAGGUCUUUGGUUGAAAAACCGGAAAUCUUGGAGAAGAUUCAGAUUACACUACAGAGAAACUAUGGUAUCUGUAAACCUAUCAUGUGAAACAAUGUACACAUACAAUGGACGGUUAGACUGUGUGAAUACUUACUCUUUACUGUAAUAAAAAGAUGGAAUAUGGAUCCUUUUGGUGUUUAUGUUCAAUAAAAUUGAGGAACUUUGGCUCCUCCUUUCUGCUUCA
Messenger RNA from Gossypium raimondii (Peruvian cotton), 2958 nucleotides. Its product is annotated as alpha-L-fucosidase 2. Lineage: Eukaryota; Viridiplantae; Streptophyta; Magnoliopsida; Malvales; Malvaceae. Gene Ontology annotation, molecular function: alpha-L-fucosidase activity. The coding region runs from base 409 to 2880 and encodes 823 amino acids. The transcript is spliced from 10 exons. The record is from RefSeq and is a predicted model, not a curated record. Gene Ontology annotation, biological process: carbohydrate metabolic process.